Messenger RNA from Aspergillus candidus, 1644 nucleotides. RefSeq lists its product as uncharacterized. The record is from RefSeq and is a predicted model, not a curated record. Lineage: Eukaryota; Fungi; Ascomycota; Eurotiomycetes; Eurotiales; Aspergillaceae. The transcript has 5 exons. The coding region runs from base 514 to 1644 and encodes 376 amino acids.
CCGGAAUCACGCCGUUUUGCACGUUAAACCAAAUCCAGCGGUAGGACCCACCCCCGGCUGUCAAGCUAUCAGGCCGACAGGAGUGAACCGGAUAUCCGGGUGGAACCCACGCCGUGACCGCGGGAAGUUUCCCCCAUUGAACUCGAUGUUUCUUCGUCUCCCUCUCACCAGUCAGGACACGAAGUGCCAAAUGCCAAAGCGAACCGUUGUGCUAGUCUUCCCCCAGCCGUGUGAACUGACUUGAUCGGGUCAUGCUACUGGAAUGUCCACUUUCACGCGCCCUUACAUUCGGUCUCAGUCAGAGGGCUCCGUCUUCGGGGUGGGGCGUCCUCAUCUAAACCAUGAUCCUUCCCAAAGUUCUGCACAAAACCCGGCCCUGUUCGAAUGGCCCCAAUGCCUCGAUGCGGGAGGACUAUUUUUUGGCCCCAUUCCGGUGGUUAAAAACAACCAGCUUCCCGGGACCCUAACUUGACACGGUCCCCCGGACAUUGUCACAACUUUUUGCUCGCAGUCAUGACGCCGACAUACGCUCUGGAUGCUCCGCUGGCACGGAAUCCGGUCAUUGUCGUGACGGUCUUUGGUUUUCUCGCGACUUUCACCACUGCUUUACGUCUAUAUGCCCUGAAGUUGCGGCGGGUCCGGAUUGGGGCCCCCGAGAUUCUAAUCUUGGUCGCCUUGUUAAUUGUAUACAUCGAUAUCGCUAUCCAAUAUAUCCUCUCUAUCAAGGGCGGUGCAGGUCGACAUAUCGCCGAAGUGGACCCCCAGUCGGUAGUCAUAACACUCAAGACUAUCCUACCUCUCGAAGCCUUAUACGGCAUUGUCAUGGGCUUAGUCAAAACGUCAAUGAUGCUAUUCUUCAUGCGUAUUUUUGGCACCAAACGAAGCUUCCAGAUCAGCGUUGGCAUUGUGAUGACCAUCGUCUGGCUUUGGGCCAUCAGCGUUAUUCUAGAGACCGUGCUACUCUGCCGUCCGCUGGCCUUCAAUUGGGAUACAACGAUCCCCGGGGGCACCUGCGGAGACCGCAACGGGACGUAUGUUUCCGCCGGCGUGCUCAAUCUGGUGACGGACCUAAUGGUCAUGGCCCUUCCGGUGCCUCAUAUUUGGAAGCUACAGUUAAGCAUGGCCAAGAAAAUUGCACUGAGUCUUGUCUUUUGCAUGGGAUUACUUGUCUCUGUCAUCAGUAUCGUCCGCCUAUCAUCACUCAUGGCCAUCGACUUCAAGGACAUUACCCACUCCGUCCAGAUGGGAGUCAUGUGGACCGUGCUCGAGCCCGAGCUAGCCAUAAUCUGCGCCAACAUGCCGCUUAUGAAAACCAUCAUGGCACGCGCUUUCCCGGGGCUGUUUUCUACAGCCCAGGCCACGUACUCCGUCUCGCACGGGCAGGACUUCCAGCGCAUCCACGAACCCGGCGCCGCCAUCUACCCGAUGAAUCGCCUCGAUCAUGACCCCGUGAACACCCAAGUUUCCAGCGGCAGUAAUACGUCCGGCUCCCGGCCGUUCCGGAAUAAACGGGACCCCGACGCUGAUCUGUUCAUGACAACACGUACGGUGGACUUUGAGUCUGAUGAGCAGCAUCUCACUGGCCCUGGGGGUAUCGGCGUGAGCCAUCAGUUUGAUGUCAAAUAUGAUUACAAUCGUUCUUAA